Phascolarctos cinereus (koala) is the source of this 2247-nucleotide messenger RNA. RefSeq names its product HIRA interacting protein 3 (gene HIRIP3). Gene Ontology annotation, cellular component: nucleus. The record is from RefSeq and is a predicted model, not a curated record. Lineage: Eukaryota; Metazoa; Chordata; Mammalia; Diprotodontia; Phascolarctidae.
GGUGGGGAAAAGGCGGGAGUUGUGGGAGCAGGACAGGGGGCGGGGCAAGAUGGCGCGGGAACGCGAGAUGCAGGACUUCAUCCGGAGCCUCUUCCGGGGUCGCCCCGACCUGAGCGUGCUGACCCACUCCAUCGUGCGACAGAAGUACCUGGCCCAUGUGGGCCUGGACCACCUGGAACCCGAGGACAAGAGGAAGCUGAAGCGGUUGGUGGAGGAGGAGCUGCUGAAGAUGCAGGUGGAGGGGGAUGAGGAGGAAGAGGAGCUGCUGUCUGGGGACCAGGACCGGGUGAAGCGGCCCCUCAGCCCAGCCAGCGCCUCCAGAACGUCCCAAGUGAAGAAGAGGAGGAAGCCGUGCAUCAACUCAGAGACAGAACACAGCUCAGAUGACUCAGGCCUUGAUCCCCAGCCCGAGAGCCCCCCAAGCUCCCCAAGGUCCCUGGCAGGGAAUGGUAUAACAACAAAGGAUUGCUGCUCUUCUGAGAAGGGGGUGAAGGAGCCUGAGGAGAGUCUAACUCCAUCCAGGAAGAUGACAACUAAGGAGGAUGAGGACCUUGAGGAAGGAAGCGAAGAAGAGGAGGAAGAAGAGGAGUUUAGGGCCAUUGUAAGAAAGAAGGGAGUAAAGGAAGUUUUGGAGGAGGAGAGUGAAAGCAGCAGUGAGGAGGAAGCAUGUCACAAACAUAAGGGUAGGGUUGGAAAGAAGGAAUCAACAAAGCCAGGUAAGGAGGAGCAGAAAGUAAAUCCUAGAAUGAAGGGAGCAAGGAAAGCCGUGCAGCUGACUAACAGUGAUCAGACUGACAGUGAGGGGGGGGACGGAGUUAUACCUCAGAAGAAGAGACCAAAACCUCCAGAGGAAAUGAAGGAGUAUUCUGCCAGGAAGAAGGUGGUUGGAAAGUCAGCGAAUGAGGAAAGUAGUGAAGACGAUGAGAAAAAAGAUCUGGCUAGGAAAAGGGAACCAAAACCAGUUGCUGAAGAGAACACUAGAUUUAAGGGGAGUUCUAGGAAGAAGGGAAUGAGAAAAGUGGUGAAAGACAAUAGCACGAGUAGUGAUGAGGAAGAGGAAAGCAAUGAGUAUUGCAGGGACCAGAAAAUAAGGGGAGGGAAGCCAGGAGGGAAGCAAGCAAAAACUGCAAGAGGAGGGAAGAAGUCACUGAAACAGAGUGAAAGCAGUGAAGAAGAGAGGGACAAGAAGGGGAAGGGCAAUUCUGGGAAGAAGGGAGAGAAAAAGGCUGUGGAGGAAGAGAGCGAGGAUAGCAGUGAGGCAGAGAAGGGAAGGAAAAAAGCUCCCAGUGAGGAGGAAAGUGGAACGGAUGACAGUAACAAGAGUUGCUCCAGGGAGAAGGAAGUCAAAAACAUUGAGAAUGAGUCUGAAACAAGUGAAGAUGAGGAAGAAAGGACAGGAAGGACCAAGAAGAAGGAGGCCAGAAAGGGCCGUGUACCACCCUCUUCCACUUCCUCACAGGAUAGUAGCCCAGAGGCCAAAUCAGGGAAGGGCUCUCGAAGAGGAGAGGACCACCCUGCAGUAGUUCGGCUAAAGCGAUACAUUCGAGCCUGUGGUGCCCAUAGAAAUUACAAGAGACUGUUGGGUUCCUGCCGCUCUCAUCAGGAACGACUCAGAGUCCUCAAGGCAGAACUGCAAGAUUUAGGCUUAGAGGGUAACCCUUCCCUGGAGAAGUGCCGAGCAGUGAAGGAGCGAAGGGAGGAGGCAGCAGAGAUGGCCUCUUUGGAUGUCAGUAACAUCAUCAGUAGUUCAGGGCGGUCUCGGAGACGAAAUGCCUGGAACCCUCGUGGGGAAGUUGGGCUACUGCAGGAGGAGCUAUAUCAUCGAAGAGCCCUGGAUUCAGAUGGGGAUGAGCCAAGGGCCCACCCACCACCUACUGACUGGUCAAACCUUCGGGGCAUCAUCAGCAGUGAUGGGGAGAGUGACUAAGCAGCCCCACAGCUUCUAGAAGCCACAGUGCCUCUAAGCAUAGGAAGGAAUCUGCUCCUGCCCUUGUAUAAAGUGUAUAGAGCACCCCCUACUGGGUCUAAGUAUUUAUAAAUGUAUUUCCUUUCCUGUUUCCAGUUUUGUCUGUCCAUGGUAGGUAAACCUUUUUCUUACCUGGAAUGGUGAAUGUAACAGCAGUGGCUUUCAUACCUACAAGGAUAAAGUUGAGAGUCUGGGCUCUUAGAUUCUUGUUCUCCUGUUUUGACUGAAAUAUUGGCAUUUGUGUGGGCUUUAAAAGUCUCAAUAAAUGAAUAUUUGUUAUC